AUGGAUCCAGAGGACCUCACACACAUAAACAAUCUGCUCGACCAUGAUGCUGACUUGCGAGAGAAAAUCAAGGACCAUGUUACAGACUUUGACAAGAAGUCGAGAACGAUGGUCGGCUUACUGAACAAAAUACACUCGACACGGUCGUCAGAUAUUCCGCCUCUGCUUGAUACCGUCCGUCCCGUGUUGCACUCAUGCCGAGAAACUUCCGCCGCCCUUGCCGAUCUAGUUCCUGCUGACCAGUUCUGGAGAUGGAAAGAUAUGUGGAGCAUGUCUCUACGACAAUCUGUGUUCUCUGCUAUCCUUAUCGAAUACCUCACGAAUGGCACGCUACUCUCAAUGGCGGUGACCAGCGACCAACUGGGCAUUCGAGGAGAGUGGAAGGAUAGAUUCGUGCUCAGCGUCGAGGAUUAUCUUCACGGGGUUAUCACUAUGGUCAAUGAACUGUCACGAUUUGCCGUCAACGCCGUCACUUUAGGAGACUUUGAAGCUCCCAUCAAGAUCUCCAUCUUCGUGAAGGAUCUUUUCGCAGGCUUCUCCAUGCUUAACCUGAAGAACGACACGCUUCGCCGCCGAUAUGAUAGCCUGAAGUACGACAUCAAAAAGAUUGAGGAAGUCGUAUACGACGUUUCCCUCAGGAAACUGGCCUCACCACGAGCAAAAGACCCAGCGACGGGCGCUGAAAAUUAAGACCGACCAUGUACUGUAUCAUCUGCUCCCAGUCACCCAGUGUAGCCGUAGAUUCCAGGAAUUGCUGUCGCAUGACGAAUAUGUUGUUUUGAAGAUCGAUAGGAUAACGGAUGAAGGGGGAUAUGAAUGAAUCGUGCGCGAAGAAUGUAUGAGUGGAAAGUAUCGAUGAGGGCUGCUAGCACUUUCGCCGAGAGCGUAUCCGCUUUCCAUUCUGUACCGACGGUCCUCGCCCUCUAAUCGUCUUUUUGGGCUGCACUUCGUGUGCGAACGUUUCUGGGUCUUCACCCAACCGGUACUUCUGCAAAGCCCACAGAAGAUACCUGCGAUCCUGCACAGCCAUGCCGCUCUUCUUGAGCUUAAGUCCAUCAGAGUUCCACAUCUCAUCCCAGCUCUCAAAGGUUAUUUUGCUGUCGCAUGAGCGUCCAAUGGCCUUGAGGAAGUCCUCCGAGGUCGCUAUGGAUCCUCUUGGCGGCGGCACUGUAGCAGAAGCUGCUGACGUAGCUAGUGAGCGCGAUAAUGAAGGGAGAAAAGAGCGAAAUCGCGAAGCUAGAGCGGAAGACAUGGUAUGGCAGAGUC
Messenger RNA from Stereum hirsutum FP-91666 SS1, 1266 nucleotides. Its product is annotated as translin. Gene Ontology annotation, cellular component: cytoplasm; nucleus. The record is from RefSeq and is a predicted model, not a curated record. Bases 1 to 690 code for a protein of 229 amino acids. Gene Ontology annotation, molecular function: RNA binding; single-stranded DNA binding; sequence-specific DNA binding. Lineage: Eukaryota; Fungi; Basidiomycota; Agaricomycetes; Russulales; Stereaceae. The transcript has 11 exons. Gene Ontology annotation, biological process: RNA metabolic process.